Molecule: messenger RNA, 749 nt
Organism: Nicotiana tabacum (common tobacco)
Lineage: Eukaryota; Viridiplantae; Streptophyta; Magnoliopsida; Solanales; Solanaceae
Product: WUSCHEL-related homeobox 5-like
Biological process (GO): plant organ development
Molecular function (GO): DNA binding; DNA-binding transcription factor activity
Source: RefSeq, a predicted model, not a curated record
GGAAGAGGGAAUGUCAGGGUUUUCGGUGAGGGCACGCGGUGGUUGUGGCGGCGGAGGAGGGACAAAGUGUGGGCGGUGGAAUCCCACGAAUGAGCAAGUAAAAGUACUAACUGACUUGUUCAGGUCAGGACUCCGUACCCCAAGUACUGAUCAGAUACAAAAAAUAUCUUCCCAACUUAGCUUUUAUGGAAAGAUUGAGAGUAAAAAUGUCUUUUAUUGGUUCCAAAACCAUAAAGCUCGGGAAAGACAGAAACGUCGCAGAGUUUUGGUUGAUGAACCAAAAGAUGAUGGAAUCCACUUCUCCUGCCAAGACAAUAAUAUCACUUCAACCAAACAUUUUUCAGAGAUAUACAAUUAUAAUCAAGGGUCCGAACAACCAGAAAGAGUAAAAGAGACUCUGCAACUCUUUCCACUGAAUUCGUUAAGUGAAUCGGAGUCAGAGAAGCUAAGGUUUUUCGCAGAAGAAUGCAAAGAGAACGCGGCGUUUUCAUACAAUAUUGGGGCAGAAAUGGAUCAUCCAACUUUGGAUCUGCGUUUAAGCUUCCUGUGAUUAAAAAAAACUUAUGGCGUACUUUUUAUUCCGAGCAGUAGAAACAUAUUUCUAGUAUUUUUAUGCAUGGUUUUUGAGCUUUUAGGUUUUAGCAUGAACAUAAAAUUAAGAUCAUUAGUACUAGUAAGAAUAGAAAAUAGUAAUGGCAGGUGGGGCUGAAAGUUUGAUGUGAUGAAUUUGUAAAAUGCACGUCGCUCAA